GCGUCGAUAGAAGGUUAUCGUAUCCGACCUUGUCGUGCCGCGUCUGUCAUAUCCGUCAGCCCGUCCACCGAAUUUUCUGUCGUUAAAACCUGCCAAUCACUGGACGAUCCGAUCGUGGUCGACAAUGUGAGUGCCCUCCUGACCAGUGACAGUGACCCCGCAUCAUGUUGGUGACCUUUUGACAUCAUCCUAACUGAGGGUGGUCACUGGGCAUUUGUGAACAGUGAGUUUGUGAGGAAUUUUUGUCGCUUGCUGCGCACAUGGCCUGGGGGUUUGCAGGCAUCUGCUGGCUGGCUGCGGCUGCCGCUGCGAGGCUUCUAGUCGCUGAACAACAAGUUGUGAGCGUGGAUGUACAGGCGGUGGAGGGCAAAAGUGUCGAGCUACCUUGCAACGUCACACCGCCAGGACACGAUAAGCUCUACAUGGUGUUCUGGUUUCGUGACAACGUCGGCAUCCCAUUAUAUAGCUUUGACAUGCGGGGCAAGCCGAUGAACCAGGCGAAGCACUGGUCGGACCGAGAAGUGUUCGGCGACAGAGCCUACUUCAGGACUCAGAUGGAUCCGGCGCGACUCGUCGUGGAAUCCAUCAGGCGCCAUGAUGAGGGUCUCUAUAGAUGCAGGGUGGAUUUCCGAAAUACACCAACCAGGAGCUUCCGUUAUAACCUUACAGUUAUUGUUCCGCCCGAAUAUCCUCUGGUCAUGGAUGCGUUUUCCAAGACAGUCAAUUCGACACUUGGGCCCUACGUAGAAGGUUCGAAUGUCACACUAACCUGCAGAGUGACUGGAGGUAAACCAGAGCCAGUGGUGCGGUGGCUGGUGAACGGAAACGUGGUGGACAGCAUUUACGAGCACAACGCCGGUAAUGUGAUUGAGAACCGCCACACGUGGCUGAGUCUGAGACGGCGCGACCUUCACUCGGUGUUCAGCUGUCAGGCGUCCAACACCGAGCUCACCGACCCCAAGGAGACGUCGCUCGUCCUCGAUCUACUCCUGAAACCUCUAACGGCCAAAAUCAUGAGUAAGCCGACGCCUCUGAAAGCUGACGAGAGGUACGAGGUGAAAUGUGAAUCGGCUGGAUCCAAGCCUCCAGCUGUUAUCACCUGGUACAAAGGAAAGAAAACGCUCAGAAAAGUCAAGGAUGAGUUCCGGGAUAACAAAAAUGUAACCAUCAGUACGCUCAUGUUCACACCGACCACAGAAGAUGAUGGCAAAGUCAUCACUUGCCGGGCUGAGAAUCCUCAAGUUCAGGGACAGUAUCAGGAAGAGCUGUGGACAAUACAAGUUGUUUAUCCGCCAAUCGUAUCGCUAUGGCUGGGGAGCACGCUGAACGCAUCGGACAUAAAAGAAGGAGAUGACGUUUAUUUCGAAUGUCAUGUCAAGUCGAACCCUCCAUGGAGAAAACUCGCCUGGUACCACAAUGGUGUACUCCUGAGCCACAAUGCAUCGGCUCGACUGAUACUGAUCAAUCAGAGCCUGGUGCUGCAGAAAGUGACCAGACAGAAUGCGGGCAUCUACGAGUGUUUGGCAGUCAACCAGGAAGGAGAAACAAGGAGUAACAAUUUAACACUCCGAGUAAAAUACGCACCAACCUGCAAGCAGGACCGCAUCCUGGUAGUGGGCGCAUCCCGCUCCGAGAACCUUCACAUCGUGUGCGAAGUGGAAGCAGACCCGCCGGCCAAAAGCUUCCGCUGGAAGUUCAACAACUCGGGCGAGACGAUGGACGUGGAGCCUGAGCGCUACACGACCAACGGCACUACCAGCCUGCUUUACUACACGCCCGUGGUCGACCUUGACUACGGCACCCUGUCGUGUUGGGCCGACAACGCAAUUGGCCAACAAAUUUCGCCCUGCGUUUUUCAGGUGGUCGUUGCAGGAAAACCGUUCCCAGUGCGCAACUGCACACUGUCGAACCAAACAAUGAACUCGGUGGAAGUGAGCUGUGUGGCCGGCUUUGACGGUGGACUGCCGCAGCAGUUUCUGCUCGAGCUCUAUUCCGCUGACUCAGCAGCGCGGCGUUAUAACGUCACGUCAGACGCGCCCUACUUUCUGCUACUCGACCUUGAGCCGGACGUCAUCUUCCGCAUCGUCAUAUACGCCGUCAACUCCAAGGGACGCAGUCAGGGCGUCUUCCUCGAGGAGAUCACCUUCUCCGAUGCCGAAAAACGGACAGCUAGUGACGCCGAUAUAGCGAUGUCGUGGCUGGGCAUUGCUCUUGGAGCGGGUCUCACGGUGCUGACCAUAAUCUGCUUCCUGCUGAUGAUGGUGAGACGGCAGCACCACUACACCAGUCCGCCCCUGGCGCCCGACAAGGCAACACAGAUCAGCACGGGCGGCGUCAAAACCUCUUCCAGGGAUCCCACCGACGAGAGGGAUCCUGAUGUUAUACCUGCCAAAUUUGAACCGCCUCCAGUGCUGGGCAACGGAACACUGCAAAGAACGCAACCGCCAGACGACCAGUCUAUGCAUUGGCCUACACAACAACAGCAACAGUACUCGUGGGAGUUGAGGCCGAAAGAGCUGCGUUUAGAGAGCAUCAGCCCCCCCACACCGAGCUCCCUAAACGCCGUUCCCACGACAGUGGUAGUUCCUGCGUCAGCCGUCGGCAGCGCCACCAGCAAGGACAUCGAACUCAACGGAACUGCCAUCAAGGAGAGACUGAUGGCCAGCCGCCUUCCUGAAAGUUGUGUAUGAUCUACCUAAGUGGACACUCUGUGAUAUUAUCCUAAUAUUAACUAAAUGCAUUUCUCUUCCUAUUUCAUCAUUGUGUAACCCGUCUCAUUUCCAAACAUACCCGGGGUCACCUUCUCUGUGUUUCCUGAUGUAGAUCUGACCCAUUUCCGUACAAAAUCAAUUUCUAUUAAGUUAUUUCAAACUAUUUUAUUGAUUGCAUGUACCUAAUAGUAUUGGUUGAUGAAUUCGAUGAGCUAGGUUCCGCUUUGAUAAGAAGUAGACCGUACAAACAGUCCAAAUUCAAACUGAGUCUAUUUAACUAUGGUGAUGAUUGUACCGUACCUCAAAGUAAAAAAUUUGACUUCUCGACAGUUCAAAAUUCAAAUUUCCAUUUGUCAUGAUACCAUACAAUUUUCAAAAACAGAAAACAAUUGAAUUACUUCAUUUUCCAGAUAAACAUGAAAUUAAAUAAUGCUUUAAGCAUUGAGUACAACAGGACUGUAUUCUUCCAAGUCUACUGGUGGAUAAUAUCAUAUACACCUCUUAUUCACCUGUAUUGGAGGUGGCUAUGAUAAUAUGCAUUAUCUUAUGUAAUUGAAUAUUUGAAGGAGAAUUAUGUGAUGUACAUCUAUUCCGCGUGAAGAAAAACGACAGAAUAAGUUGAAUCAGCAGAAGAUCCACUGAGAAUAGCGAAAACUUAUUGGUGCUCUCUGCCUCAUUAUUGUACAAUUCAAUAUUCAAAUCAUUCAUUACUUUGAUGACUUUUCAUAAUUGAUUUCAAUUUUCGUACUGAAUACAGUCCAGAUGUGCGAUAGGAUCUAAUCCUUUGAAUAGAUCACAUUUCUGUUUGGAAUUAAUUAUUCAUGUUGUUUCAUAUUCUAUUGUUGCUCUCUUAAUUCCGAAUCAUCAAUAGAACGUUAUAGUUUUCAUAGGUUUAGUUUCUCCAUCACUCUUAAGCAUUAAUUUAGAUCUGAAUUUCCAAAUUAUUCCGAACUAUUGCUGUUUGUUACAGAUCUGAUAGUAAUUAUAGGCCUUUGAUAAUACGUAUCUCAUUCUUAGAUCACCUUCACAUCAAAAGAGGCAAUUCUCUCAUGAAUGAGAUAGGAAUAUUAUUAAUUGAAACGUUCCUGCAAUAAAUUGGGGAAAAAUAUUCUUAAAUUUUUCUCUUGUAACCAUGAACUAAUUAUUUUUCAUCCUGAAAAUUGGAGAAUUUCUCUCCCAACUUCACUUUAUUAUCAAGUGCCUCUCAUGAGUUACUGAUGUAUAGAAAUAUUGCUACAAUAUGACUGUGAAUAUGUUCUCUACUCGAUAAACCCUUUUGUUUUAGUAUUGCAAACGCAUUUUACAUUCGCAACUCGACUGUUCUGUGUGUUCAGUCUAGCAUAUUAUUUCAAAAUACAUUCUGAAACGCAUGGGAAAACUCCUUUGUUGGAAAAGGAAAAGCUACUCUGUAAAAGCAAUGCGUGAAUAAAAGGACACGUAGUCUUUAUUCACGUGUAAAAUUUUAAGGGUUUCCUUUCUCAAAUUUAUUGUUUGGAGAUGUUUUGUAGCAUUCUCCCAUACCACUCUUACAAGAAGUUGAGUAUAUCGACAUUCCACGUGUUCUCCAUUUUUUCAUCUUUGACGACUCACAACGAGAAGAAAUUGCAUUUUCAUUCAGGAGAGAAAUUGGAGGGGAACCAAGUGAUGAAAGAAACUGAAUUCCUUGCGAGAUGAUGCCUCCUCUACUCAGAGAUUUUCUAUGCUGGUAAAUACCAUGUGUUAUAUCGUACAAUAUCAAUAGAAAAUUAUCUUCAACUUUAUAAGGUUAGCCGCAAGUUCCAGAUUUUUUAAACAUGAAAGAUUUUAUUUUCCUGGAACAUAAUUCUAUUCAUUUAUUUAUUCAUCACAAUAUUACAUAAUAAAGUAAGUAACAUAUGCAAGCUCUUUCGAGCAUGACCGCAUAUGGAAGUAUCGAAUACAUAUAAAGUAUGAAUUUCACAAUGAUAUCGAUUGAAAAAAAAUAUAUAUAUAUAUAUACAUAAUUCAACAAGAAUGAACUUUGAAGGUUUGAACAUCAUAAUUUUUUCCCUCUAAAAUUUUAACUGACAAUGAUUAUUAUUGUAGUAUGAAUAUACUUCAAUUUAAAAUUGGAUGAAAAUUACACUUAAUCUUUUUGACAAGGAACAGUAUUCAAUUGAAAAUUCGCAUUUAUAGAAGGGCAAUGCUGGAGAGAGUAGGGAAACUUCUGAGAGCGGCUUCAGAUGUGCAUUGCUGUAAACUGCGAAACUGGAAACUGUUGUUUUCGAGCUUUCGAUCACUCAAUUUUUGAAGAGACAUUGGAUGUUGCUCAUUUCCCUGCAAAUGAAUAUUUUCUCAACCACGAUAACGUAACAGGCUCACUAAGGAUACUCUUUGACUCACCUGGUAGGGACGUAACAAAUAUCUCCCUGACAAAUUUCUCGAACUACAAAUUUCCCCCGCAUAUCUUUGUUGUAUAUCUUUUCUGUAAGUCAGAAGUUGUCUUCUAUUGGAUUGAAGAGGGCUAUGUUUGUCGAUAUUAUCAAGUACUUGUCUCAAAUCAAUUAAAAAAAACCUUCUUUACAUAAAUUAGGUGAUCUCAGUUUUUCAAAUUUUUCUGCAGUACAGCACUUAAAAAUCUUUAAGGAGAACCCCGCAGAUUCAAAUACAAAUAUCAGGAAUAUGACUCAAAAAUCGGAAUUCAUUUGAGGUAAAGUUCGAAGUUGAAGGUCCAAGGAUGAUGAUAACUUAUUUGUAAUUGUGGAUGAAUUCAAUACUAAUUAUGAAUCGAUCAUAAACUAUGUCGCUUGGAAUACAUGUGUCUAUGAUUUUUUCGAAGUUGAAAUGAUUCAAUGAUAAUCAUAGGUACAAAUUUUCGGAGGAGACUAUUGAUUCAACUUAUAAAUUCUACUCAUGAGUUUCAAAUGGGUCAAAGAUCUCUUCAGGACAAUCCCAGAUUCCCUUCAUCCUUGACUUCUCAUUGUUAUAGAUUCUAAGACGAUAUUAUACCUUCAUAAAAAAAUAAACUCAGAAAUUUCUCAUACCUUCUAUCCUAGUCUAAGGUAAUACUUUGUAGAUUUUUGUACAAACGUGAAAUUUAUUAUUGUUUAAGACUUAAUUAGUGGUAAGUUGAAUUAGUUCUAAGCACGGUAAACUGACAACUUCGAAAGGCCUAAUUUAUGAGGCUAGUUUAUUAUCAUUUUUAGUGAAACGUUACAGUAUUUGAUUGUUGAGCUAUUUGUUAGAAUAUUGAGAGUCGAUUAUUGUUUGUUGAUUAUAAACUGGAUGCGUAAUUCAUGUUCAGUUGACUCCUAUCAGAAUGUUUCAAGUGUGAGCAUAGUACGUCCAUAAUCAAUUCCACACUAGCUUUCCAACAUUCAAGAUGAGGGUAUUCUUUAUAUUUAUUCUGAAGAUUAUUGGAAUGAAUAGAGUGGAUUUCAAAGUACAAUAUCUCCAAGAAACAUUUCACUGUACUAUGAUAUAUACAAUUAUACUCUUCUCAUUUAAGGAGAAUCAGGGUUUCUCAUCCACAUUCACUAUUUCUGUCAUUAGCAUAGUCACCUCUAAUACUGCAUUAAAGGUGGCUAUGCCAUUGUCCAUGCUCUAUGGAGUUGUGUUAUUUUCUAGAUAAUCACUUGUACCCUUUUUUGAGAAAAUUGUAUCAGUUAAAACUUUUAUGACUUUUAUAUACGAACAAACAUUAAAAUCGAUAUUCGUUGAAUUCUCCAAGAAAUCGUAGAAUUUUCUGGGAAAUUAUAUGUAUUUUAUUAACAUGCAUAAUAAAUUUUCCGAGAUUGUGACAAGUCAAAUUUGAUUCAAUGUUGAUAUUUUAAUUUAUCGAUUAUUAUUUUGUAGCCCAAAGUGAGCCAUCAUCAGUUAAUUCUGCCAAUACAGGUUACACAAUGCAUUAUUUGGAAUUCAUUCUUGGGAAGAGCGGGAGUUAUUUUUGAGAAUGGAAUUCAUGCUGAGCGGAAAAGAAAGGGUCUCCAAUCACGUAAAAGUCGUUUAUUAUCAAACCAAUUUCAAAGAGAAAACGCGCAUGAACUGGAGGAAAGUAAGAGAUCACAAAGAGAAGAAUAAUGAUGAUUGAGAGUAUACAGAGAGCUAGCAAGAAUAGAGAGACUCACGAGAGAGAGAGAGAGUGAGUGAGUGAGUGGGAGUGAAAGACUCGCCAAAUUCAACAUAGCCUUGCUUGCGUUUGUUUAAUCUUGCCACAUUAAGUUUCACAAACGAUUUAAUCCGAAAUUGGACUCUUCUGCCUGAAUACUGAAAGUGAACUUCUCUUUAGAUUCCCGCUCGAACCGAUUAUCAGAGCUUUGCUUGAUUGAUCAGACCCGCCACCCCGGAAUUAUUUCACUACUCUUCCUUCUGACAAUUCUUAUUCCAUUACGAAAACAUUUGAAACUCCAUUCCAAGUUGGUGAUACUAAAACGGUUUGGUUGAAUCUCAUUUUAAACACUUGAGAGUUUCUUAUCAAGCGAUAUUGGUCUUGUUAUUUUUCCUUGUUCUUUUUAGACCUUGUUCGACCCUCAAAACUAACGUUUGAAUUACUUUAUUCCAAAAAACCUUUUUUCUUCAACAAAACCUAUUUUAUCAUUCAGAGAUUCUCGACAUAUGACAAAGAAAUAUCUUGGAUAGACCUAUCAUAUUUUUUAUUUGUUUGAAGUAUAGUUGAAAACAAUUUAGGAAAAAUAUAUACCGAUCAUACCAAACUUUGGAAGCUCGAUUAGAUUUUAAACUUAUCCUGAUCGUCUCUAAAAAUGUAUGUCAAGUCUAUGGAAUGAUGAAAUUGAACUGUUAUUUUUUUUUCUUUGAAGUAUGAUUGGAAAUAAUUUAGAAAAUAUGUAAUGAUCAUACCAAACUUUGGAAGCUCGAUGAAAUUUUAUCUUAACGUGAUCGGCUCUCAAAAUGUAUGUCAAGUCUAUGGAAUGAUGAAAUUGAACUAUUUUUUUUUUCUUUGAAGUAUGAUUGGGAAUAAUUUAGAAAAUAUGUAAUGAUCAUACCAAACUUUGGAAGCUCGAUGAAAUUUUUAUCUUAACGUGAUCGGCUCUAAAAAUGUAUGUCAAGUCUUUGUAAUGAUGAAAUUAUUAUACUACAAUAUAAUAAUUAUCACAUAAUCUUGAUUGUGUGAUGACCUAUUGUAAUGAAGUUUCAUACACGUUUCAACGGUAUAAAUAUAUGUUUCAAUCAGUAUUCAAAAUCAUCAGAUUUUAGAUAAAUCGGAACUUUGAGAUCCACUCUUAUCAAUUUGUUUGUAUUAGGCCUAUUGUCUUCUGAUGAGUGAUGUUUUGCAUCAUUGUAUAAAAAUUGAACAAUGUACAGUGUAACGACCCGUUUUCUAUCUGUAUGUAUCAGUGUAAAUAGCAAUUGGUUUCGAAUGACGAAUGCACGUUGUUUUUGUAUAUCACCGGAAUGAAUGCAACGAAAUCAAUCGUAUCAAUAAGACUUCAAUGUGUCUUGUGAGAAAUUAUUAGAAAAUGUUAAUAAGUUGAAACUCCACCAUAUGAUGGUUGUAAAUAAAGAUGAACGUAAGAACAAUAA
Nilaparvata lugens (brown planthopper) is the source of this 8210-nucleotide messenger RNA. Its product is annotated as synaptogenesis protein syg-2. The transcript has 14 exons. NCBI's taxonomy places the organism in Eukaryota, Metazoa, Arthropoda, Insecta, Hemiptera, Delphacidae. Bases 261 to 2690 code for a protein of 809 amino acids. The record is from RefSeq and is a predicted model, not a curated record. Gene Ontology annotation, molecular function: protein binding.